AUGGAAGGAUUGUGUUUGUGCUGCUUAUCAGAGGCCACCGUUAUGUACAGUGUCACGAUCGAUUGCAGUUUCCCGCCCGAAGAAUGCUACGAAAACGGCAUUCCUCCACACGGCCGAUCGGCCGUUCCGUUGGGUGAGCUCUAUUCGGCGGUCCUGCAGCUAUCGCUCGUGCCACUGAGCAGCGAAAUUUGUGCCCGGUGUGUGGCCGUGCUGAAAGAGUACUACCUGUUUCGGGCACGGGCCCAAAAAUCGCACGAAGAGCUACAGACCAAAGCGAGCAUUGCGAAGAUCAUCAGUCACCUGGAGCAGAGCAGCAGUGUGGGCAGUGUCCACCCGGAACGCCUGCGGGAGGACUUCGGUGAGGACGAUCCCGAACCGGACUCACGGUGCGUAAAGGGCCCGUUCCGGUGUGCGGUGUGCCAGAAAAUGUUCAAGAUGCGUAAGCUGCUACUACGCCACGAAGAGGUUCACCACCGCCGGCACCACGAGGCACCGGAUCACCGGUUUCACUGUCCGCACUGUGAUAAACACUUUGCCUCCAAGGCAUCCCGCUCGGGGCACGUUUCAAAAGUCCACCGUCAAGGAGCCCCGGACGACUGGAGCCGCUGUAUGGCCAAAAAGCGAGCGGAACACCGGUGCUCGACCUGCGAAAGUCGCUUCAGUACUGCCCGAUUGCUUAAGGAACACAACGAAACCAUGCACCGGAACCAGCAUGGCGAGGCCACCACACGGAAGAACUCAUUUCCGUGUGACCUCUGCUCGAAAAUCUUUACCCGCCGCUCUUCGCUCAACGCACACAAGAUGGUCCUGCACGCCGGCAUCCGUCAGCACUCGUGCCAAAUCUGCAGCCGUGCGUUUGGCAAAGAGGACUCCCUCAAAACCCACCUGGCGCUGCACACGGGCAAACUGCACCGCUGUAAGCUGUGCGGCAAGGCGUUCGCCAAGGCGGGCUUUCUGCGGAAACAUCUCGAGCAACACGAAUCGACCGAUGGGGGCCGUAAAUUUGCGUGCGCCGUCUGCUCGAAAGGAUUCACCACGAAGAGCCACCUGGCCGACCACGAGCUGAUCCACAGUGGCCAACGGCCCUAUCGGUGCAAUGUCUGUGGCAGCUCCUUCCGACAGAAACAGCAGCUGAAGGUGCACAGCUAUCAGCACUUUGGCAAACCGUUCCGGUGCGGUGAGUGUAGCGCCGAGUUCGGCGUGCGGGCACGACUUCAGGCCCAUACGCAGGCAAAGCACCACGCGAAGGACCAACCGGAGCGUGAAGCUCCAUCUCCGACGACCAACGUCGUGCAGCCCGAUUUUGGCGACAAAGUGGUGAACGAGGAGAUUCUGGACGAGAUCUGUUACCAGAUCGAUUCGAACCCGAUCAUCCUGCAAAGCAUCGAGGCCGACGGUAUGAAUCUGAUCUGCAACAACACCGAACCGAUCGUGUUCCUCGCAGACGGCAACGGUGACAAUCUGCUGUGA
Messenger RNA from Anopheles cruzii, 1470 nucleotides. Its product is annotated as zinc finger protein 2-like. NCBI's taxonomy places the organism in Eukaryota, Metazoa, Arthropoda, Insecta, Diptera, Culicidae. Gene Ontology annotation, cellular component: nucleus. The transcript has a single exon. The record is from RefSeq and is a predicted model, not a curated record. Gene Ontology annotation, molecular function: zinc ion binding. The coding region runs from base 1 to 1470 and encodes 489 amino acids.